AAAAAAGAGUUUAUAUGCUGGUCAGGCCUCUAGUUUUCAGCCGUCGUACAUGAUAACAAGGGGACACAUGUCAUUAGCCAUUUUACAUUUUUCAAGAGUAUAAUCAUGUCCGGUGAUAGCUUUCCUUGCAAGUAAUAUUAUUACCAAGUUCUUACUAUAGCUUGUUGUAAGAUUGUAAUAACGGCAAUAAUAAUGAUAUUUGUUUCAUACCUGAAACAGUCAUCUUAGCUUUGGCCCUGCACAAAGUUCACACAGUAGUGGUCGCAUCUCUAGUCAAGAUAUCCUCAACAAAUACCUAGAUGACACAGGUUUGCUGGAGGUGUUCAAUUCCUGGACGUUACUACUUUCUGGCCUGGAAGACUUGCCAUACAAUCCGUACCCAACACUGGCAUGGUAUGCAAGACGUAAUGCUGAGAGAUUCCAUAUGCAUGAAGUGGAUGAGGGCAAGUUACUCCAGAUUGUUGAUGGGGAAGUGUACACUGUUGGCAGGCAUAUUGCACGCACAAUUGGAAGCCCCACCCUUUGGGGUCUUUACCCCAUCCUGAAGGCUGUAAACCCUCAAUAUCUCACAAAGUUCUCCUGGUUAAUGACAACCAUGACAACAAGUCUAGAAAAUGAGGAUUCUAAUGACUAUUCUUUUGUAAUGCAUCAUGCCAUCACUGUGCUUGUUGGGCCGUGUGUUUUCUAUGGUUCCAUUCACUCUGAAGUUACAAGCUUGCAGUUUCGACUGGAGUAUGGAAUAGUUGGACCACACAUUGAUGGGGCAGCCACAUUGUUUGCUGAGAAUGUGCACAAAAACAUUAUGGAAACAGAAGAGAAGAGUCACAUUGUCUUAGAUAUCACGAUACCUGUACUGCAUAUGGAGGAUGAGUGGAACAGUGAGCUUUGGAAAUACGAUGAUAUUGCAAAUAACCCUAUUGGAUUUAUCAGCUCUGUUAAGACUGCUGCUCUAAACAGUAAAAAGAUAUCUGCUAAGUGCGUGUUUUUCCUAGACCCAGAAAGGAGAGCAUAUCAAAUAGGCCAGAAACAAUACAACUUCAACUUCAUCAGGGUUCUACAACAAGGAACAUCCUGUCUAUCCUCCCUACCGUACCUCAGUGCAUUUGAAGGAGUAUUUGAGAGCCAUUCCCCUGUCAGGAACUAUCUUGCCUGGUUUGAGAAUGUUAACAUACCGGAGAAACCUGUCCAGUUUCGUGAGCCAACCACCAGUAAUACCACACGAAGUAGGGGGAUAUCUUCCCUAUGGAGCAGGCCGUCUAAACAGCAGAGGCAAGCUUCAGGGUGUCCAUCCAACACAACGCAAGAAGGAGGAGAUUUGCUUUCCGCUUCUGACAGCUCUGUCUCAUUAGCAGAUGGGCCCUAUGCUGACGAGGUGCAGAAUACGUUACGGAAUCAUUUCAAGAUGAUGAUCUCGUCGCUGCCAGGAGAGGAGAAUCUCUUCCCCAUGCUCCACUACAUUAUUCUGCUUCUUCUCAUGGACAGGGAUAAUGAGGAGUCUUUGGAAUGUCUGUUGGAAGCCAUGCACCUUGUCCAAAGCUCUUCGUACAAACUGCACCUCAUUAUCGAGAAGAACUUCCACCUACAGGAUCUUAUCAAGCAUUUCCUUGCAAAGGAGAGCUCGGAUUCGCACCUUGUGCAAAGCCAGUACUUGGAUUAUCGUCGCUCCAUCCAGAUGCUUUUCUUCAAUGAACUGCAGGAGCGAAGCCGUGAGUAUAUGGUAGCUGGUCGGGUGCUGUUAGAAAAACUCGACGCCAUUGCCAUCAAGCCCACGAGUCCAAAUCAGACCAGAGCCUUACCUCUUUGCGACGAGGUACUGAAGGAGCUUGAUGUGAUAAACAGAUACUGCACCACCGUCAUGAUGGGCAUGGUGGAUGAUGCACUGAGCUUCUGUCCACAUCUCGUUCGCCAUUUCCCGACCCUAGAAGACAAGACCCGAGACUUGUCGUCUUUUCGCCACACCAAACACGGAGUGGAGAUGCCAUCUUUGAUGACCCAGGACAACAUGUUUCUGAAUGUCGAGCAAGGCAAACAGGCGAUCGGUCUUCAGGGUCCGAUUGCUACAUCAUCUACUCGGCUGAAGUACUUUGUAGACACACGGUUUGACGAGACGUUAGAAACUUUCCUUGGGGAUUUGCUGAGUGGAAGCUGUCUCCCACCUAACCCUUACCCACGACUGGUGUCACAUCUAAGACUGGCCGCCAAUAGUAUGGAGUUACUGGGUGAGAAAAGAGAUCGCCUCCUCUCAAAACUUUUACCGGAUUCCGCUCAACUGGUAGACUCACAAAAUCACAUAUUCCACCCUCCUGGGUGUGAAGCCUAUGGUACUUUGAGCGCUGUGUCUUCAAUCGAUAGCCGGGCAUACAAUGAGCUUCUUGAGAAGUUACGUUUUGUCAUUAACAAAGUCAACCCCUGCAUCACUGAGAUUGGUUUCAAGGCUACUGUCGGGGCGUGUCUGACUGGCUUCAGCCCUCUCUACGGCCGUCUUAUGCCGUAUGUCCACGAGAUAGAACUCGAGGAACAUUAUUUCAUCCGCGGACCCCGACACGCCAAGGCCGAUGCUAUCCAAUACUUCAACAAGCUAGUGUUCGAUCACCUGGAAGGGUUUGCUGAGGUUGAUAAUCCCUCCCUUCUUUUUGUGGGAGUGUUUCUGGGCUUGGCUGGAGUAAGGCGGAGCCUCCAGGAGAUUGUGCCAACUCAGCGUAGGAAAGCAUUCGUUGCUCUGCUAACCUCAACCGUGAAUGCCAAGCAACCUGUUUAUAUAAAGGUGUACGUUCAGAUGGACUGGCGGCUGGUCCUGGUUAAGAAAUCAUUUAUGCUGCAUUACAUAGAAGGUGCAUUCACCAAGUAUGAGAGGUUUUAUACCCAGUCGCCACUUGGGCUCUACCAGAACGUCUUUUCAUCCCAAGAAGUGGCGUCGCUGUUCGUGCGUUCUUGCGGGCCACAAGACCGUGGGGACCCUUGUGGGGGAGCAAAUCUGUCUCUCAGUAUGGUCCACGUGGAUCACGUGAUCGAGCGCGCGAGGCAUGAUGGAAACUAUCUAGAUAUCUACCGCUGGCUGCUAACAAGAAGUCUCAUGAAACAGGAGUCGUCGUUCGUCUUCGAGGCCUGGUGCAUGAUGCACAGUACACCUGCGCAGCUAGAGUACCUACAGACGCUGAACCGAACACUGCAGGCGCUGGUGUACGAAGAGCUCAGUAGAACCUUUGCGCCCGCGAGCCAGGAUGCGGACCAUUCCUCCAUGCUCGAUGCUGGCGUGCUCGGUUGGAUGUUUGACGUGUAUUGUGCCAAGCUGGGUGGUGUGCUGGAGAGGGGGACCUGCAUGGCACCUAGCGGAUUAAUGAUCAUGUUACAAGAAAAGCUCGACAUGGUUACAGAAAGCUAUUCCAGCUCGCGAGAGAGUCGACUACUUAUCACAGAAACGACGCCGCUUAUUCUAAACGACAUCAACGAGCUUUUGCAACCGCUGAUAGAUGCGUCAGCGGCAGACUUGUACUACGCAUGCGUUAGAAUUGAGGAAGGGCUUCGCAGCUACGAUGUGAUCUCUACUGAAGUGACGGGAAGACGUACACCACAGGGAACCCGCUAAGUAAAAGGGAGACCUCCCCCAAUAGAAACCCGCCGAGUGACUAAACAACGUACACUACAGGAAACCAGUUGCAGUCUCUCACCACAAAGAACCCACAGGGAACCCGCAAAGGAAGCUGCAGUCCCAGUGUCUAUGCCCCAUAUCCUUUCGUAUAUUUAUUAAUUUCUUUUUUUUAUGUACAUUAGUAUUUUAUGGAUAUGUAUAUAUGUUUAGUAUGUAAAUAUCUAGUUUUGUUAAAUUAUUAUACGUCCCA
Messenger RNA from Nematostella vectensis (starlet sea anemone), 3839 nucleotides. RefSeq lists its product as uncharacterized. Lineage: Eukaryota; Metazoa; Cnidaria; Anthozoa; Actiniaria; Edwardsiidae. The record is from RefSeq and is a predicted model, not a curated record. Bases 425 to 3586 code for a protein of 1053 amino acids. The transcript is spliced from 30 exons.